CUUCGAACAUAAGCGCUCUUUCAGCGUGCGCGCUACCCUUGUGCGCACAUCCAUGUGCUUCGCGCUCGCCGGUAAUGAAAGUUUUUACCCCAGAAAAGAUUGUUUAUUAAGACGUGUAGCUUUUCCCCAUCUACCGCCGCUUGACGGCUUGGAUGACAACGAUGGACCUGACCACCAUUCUUGAGAAAACAGUCUCACCAGACAAAAAUGAAUUGGAGGCAGCGCAGAGGUACCUGGAACAGGCCGCCCAGACCAAUCUGGCGGAGUUCCUUCGCUCCCUUUCGGAAGUUCUCCAAGGGGCGAACAACAGCCCUGUGGCCCGCAUGGCCGCAGGCCUCCAGAUCAAGAACAGUCUCACAUCCAAAGACAAUGACCUGAGGACACAGUACCAGCAGCGGUGGCUUUCCUUUCCCCAGGAGGCGCGCAUGUACAUCAAGAAUAAUAUCCUGAGCGCACUUGGCACAGAGACAAUCCGCCCAAGUUCAGCAGCACAGUGUGUGGCAUAUGUUGCUGUGGCUGAACUGCCUCAAAUGCAAUGGCCAGAUCUUAUACAAGUGCUGACAAACAAUGCAACAAACCCAGCUUCCACAGAAAUGCUCAGGGAGGCCACAUUGGAAGCAAUUGGCUAUAUCUGCCAAGACAUUGAGCCUGACGUGUUAUUGGGUCAGAGCAAUGAUAUCUUGACAGCAAUUGUUCAUGGAAUGCGCAAGGACGAACCUUCAGAGCAUGUCAAGCUUGCCGCAACAACCGCUUUGCUCAAUUCUCUCGAGUUCACGAGAGCAAACUUUGAAAAGGACUCUGAAAGGCACUUCAUUAUGCAGGUGGUGUGUGAAGCUACCCAGUCAAGCAACACACAGGUGCGAGUCGCAGCACUACAGUGCCUUGUGAAGAUAAUGUCAUUGUAUUACCAGUACAUGGAGCACUACAUGGGGCCUGCCCUUUUCGCUAUUACUAUGGAGGCAAUGAAGAGUGAUAUUGACGAAGUGGCGUUGCAGGGCAUUGAAUUCUGGUCAAAUGUCUGUGAAGAGGAAGUGGACCUCUCUAUUGAAGCCUCCGAAGCAAGUGAACAGGGCCGCCCUCCAGCAAGGACUUCUCGUUUCUAUGCCAAAGGUGCCCUGCAGUACCUCGUGCCCAUUCUAGUACAGACGCUUACUAAACAGGAGGAGCAUGAUGAUGAGGAUGACUGGAACCCAUGCAAAGCAGCUGGUGUCUGCCUCAUGCUGAUGGCCAGCUGUUGUGAAGAUGACAUGAUUUCCCACAGUCUGCCUUUUGUACGGGAGCACAUCAAGCAUCCCGAUUGGAGGUAUCGAGACGCUGCAGUCAUGACGUUCGGCUGCUUGCUGGAGGGACCUGACCCAGCCAUCUUGAAGCCUCUCGUGGAGCAAGCGAUGCCCACGCUCAUUGAGCUUAUGUGUGACCAAAGUGUGGUGGUGCGUGACACAGUGGCCUGGACUAUUGGACGUGUCUGUGAGAUUAUUCCCGAGGCAGUGGUUGCCGAGAACUACCUGGGUCCUCUGCUCCAGGCAUUGGUGAAAGGACUGGGUGCAGAACCUCGAGUUGCAGCCAAUGUGUGCUGGGCGUUCAACAGCCUGGCUGAAGCGGCCUUUGAAGCUGCAGACACUCCUGGUGACGGAUCAGAGCCAGAAACUUACUGCCUGUCAGAAUACUUUGAAGUUAUAGUAUCAAAGCUCCUGGAGACGACAGAAAGGGCAGACGGGGGCCAGGCGAAUCUUCGAAGUGCGGCGUAUGAGGCUCUAAUGGAGCUCGUGAAAAACUCGCCGCGUGAUUGCUACGUGUGGGUGCAGCGCACUACCAUGAUCAUCCUGGAGCGGCUGCAGCACGUGCUAGCUCUAGAAGGCCAUAUCCAGAGCAGCUCUGACCGGGCUCAGUACAACGACCUGCAGUCGCUUCUGUGCGCCACAUUGCAAAGUGUGCUGCGCAAGAUGACCCUGGAGGAUGCUCCAAAGAUAUCUGAUGCCGUGGUGGCGGCCCUGCUGCAAAUGUUCAGUUCGAGCAGCGGCCGUGCAGGCGGAGGUGUGCAGGAGGAUGCGCUCAUGGCGGCCUCCACUCUUGUUGAAGUUCUAGGUGACAAGUUUGUCAAGUACAUGGAAGCCUUCCGGCCUUUUCUGGCCAUUGGUCUCAAGAACCAUGCAGAAUAUCAGGUGUGCUCAGCUGCCGUGGGUCUGACUGGUGACAUCUGCAGGGCUUUGGGACCUCAGGUGCUCCCCUUCUGUGAUGACGUCAUGACAAUGCUGCUGGAAAACUUAGGGAACAAUAAUGUACAUCGCUCGGUGAAGCCUCAGAUACUGUCAGUCUUUGGUGAUAUUGCCCUGGCCAUUGGACCAGAGUUCAAGAAGUUCCUGGACAUUGUGCUUCAAACAUUGGCUCAAGCCUCUGUGGCCUAUGUUGACAAGCAUGACUAUGAGAUGGUAGAAUACCUGAAUGAGUUGCGGGAAGGCUGCUUGGAAGCUUACACCGGCAUUGUUCAAGGACUCAAGGGAGACCAGAAUUCUCCGAAUGCUGAUGUUCAACUGCUGCUGCCACACGUGCCACAUAUUAUAAACUUUAUCUCUUCGAUUGCUGUCGACAGUGACCAUUCAGAUACCAACAUCGCCUCUUGUGCUGGACUCAUUGGGGACCUGUGCACAGCAUUUGGUAUUCAGAUGCUUCCCCUGGUGGACACUGAGGCCAUCACCGAGCUGCUGAGCCAAGGCCGGCGAUCCAAGACCACAAAGACCAAGACGCUGGCUUCUUGGGCCACCAAGGAGAUCAAGAAGCUCAAGGGUAGCGCUUCAUGAUAAGCGCUAUACUUGGGUGCGCCACUGUGAAACCCCCAGGAGGGUGCGCACGCCUGGCACUCGUCUCGCACCCCCUUGGAGUGGCGGCCCUGUCUCUUCUGUCUCAAAUCCGUGGCUGAAAAGUGCGAUGCAAGUGCAGUGCAUGGUUGUUGUUGUGCGUGGAGGCUGCUCUGGGACACACUAUUGCCUCCCCUCCCACCUGCAGCAGACGGCGCCAGGGAAAAGGGAGGCACCGGGACACACACGUUGGCCACACGAGGAGGAGGAGUCCCUCCUGACAGCUGCUCUCUUCUACCCCCUCUAUGCUGCCCACCGCCCUCUACCUUUCCACCAUCAUUCCCCCCCCCCCCCUAAUUUUUGUUAUGUUACUGCCAUUCACCAGGUUUUUCUUUUGUAAACGCCGGUUUGUUGUGUGUACAUACAGUACCUUUCAAACCUGCUCACUCAACUCAAGUAGCCAGCCAUGUUGUGCUCUUUCUUAGACUUGUGUUCUUUUCUGUUCCUAGCUUUGCUGCUGAUGUGAUUGCAUUCCUUUGUUAGAGGGGGCAGGGGAGCAGAACUCCCUCUGGACUCAGAGGUUGUAAUAGUUCCUGAUCUGAAGAUAAACACAUUAAGCAAGUGGCUAGACAAAGUCCAAAGUCUAGCUGUGUCAGCUUUGGCACAAAAGGGUGCAUGAUGUGCAGGCUGUGCGGGGAAAUCCUUCGUAUUUCUGAUGGAGGUGAUAUUCUGUAUUGCUCCUUCACCAAAGAGAGAAAAAAAACCUGCUCAGAGCUGCAAACGAGCAGUAACAUCAAGGUAUUUAUCCUUGCAGCUGUUUAACCGCCACCCGGGCAGCUUGAAUGGUGUGCACGUGCAAGAAUUGUACGUGGCAAGUCAGGCCAUCCCUGUGUAUGUUGCUUGCAACAUUCCCUCUCUUGCCCUCUCAGAGCAUCUGCCUGUUUGGCUUAAUUUCGCCUUGCUCUUUUCUUGUCCCAAAUGUUUUUUUCUAAAUCAGGUUCAAUGCACCCUAGAUCACAGCUGCAUUGCAUUCUGUUAGGUUGCUAGGGGGAAAGAAAAAAAGUAAUAAGAUGCAUCAAUUUGGCAAGUGCCUUAACUAAGAUGCCAUAGGCAAGAGUCAUAACAGUGUCAUGGUUGCUGAUUGGCCGCAUUACAAAGAAAUGUAUUGGCACUGUUAUAGCGUGAAGUAGUUAGUAAUCAGGUGUUAAAGAAACAAAGGUUUGGUGCUGAGCACUGUUUUAGUUUCGCAAUCUUGUUUGAAAGCCCAUCAGUUGUGCUAACUUAAUAAGCUACAACCCCUUGUGAAUUGUCUCCUUGACGAUCUUAGUUGUCUUCAAAUUUGUGAAUUUUGUGUAUUUUAUUUGCUCCAUUUUCCAGCACUUUCCAGAUAACCCCUCCUGCUCAUCCCUUUUCCCUGUGUGCUUGGGCAAUUAGUUCUAUUUUUAUUUGUACAGAGUUUGUAUUGAAGAGAGGAGAAAAGAAAAAAAAGUCUGCAUUGGUUGUUUGAAAGAUGUUUUUGUCCCCCAGGAAAACUUGUGCAUAUGGGGUGGUUGAACAACUGUUGGCAUACUGGCCCUUGCCAUUCCAACCUCCCUUCUUGGCAGAAAUAAAAAGAAAGGAUGGAGUCAGUAUCGUUUACUAUAA
Molecule: messenger RNA, 4439 nt
Organism: Dermacentor andersoni
Lineage: Eukaryota; Metazoa; Arthropoda; Arachnida; Ixodida; Ixodidae
Gene: Fs(2)Ket
Product: Importin subunit beta Fs(2)Ket
Biological process (GO): protein import into nucleus
Molecular function (GO): small GTPase binding
Source: RefSeq, a predicted model, not a curated record